AUGCAAGCAGCACAAAGUAGACAUAAAAGUUACGCUGAUGUGAGACGAAAGGAUCUUGAGUAUAAUGUAGGAGGCAAAGUGUUCUUAAAAGUAGCACCUCUGAAAGGUGUUUUACGAUUUGAAAAGAAAGGGAAGUUGAGUCCUCGUUUUGUUGGAUCGUUUGAGAUUUUGGAGCAAAUUGGCCUUGUGGCAUAUUGUUUGGCGUUGCCGCCAUCACUCUCUGUUGUUCAUGACAUACUUCAUGUUUUGAUGUUGAGAAAGUACGUGACAGAUCCAUCUCAUGUAGUGGAUUACGAGCCAUUAGAGAUUGAUGAAAGUUUGAGCUAUACAGAACAACCAGUCGAGAUAUUGGCUAGAGAGGUAAAGAUGCUGAGAAAUAUAUGGACUCCUUUAGUUAAAGUCUUAUGGCAGAAUCACAAAGUUGAAGAGGCUACGAGGGAAAGAGAAGAUGACAUGAGAGCUCGCUACCUAGAGUUGUUCGAGAAAUAG
Messenger RNA from Cucumis melo (muskmelon), 489 nucleotides. RefSeq lists its product as uncharacterized. The record is from RefSeq and is a predicted model, not a curated record. The coding region runs from base 1 to 489 and encodes 162 amino acids. The transcript has a single exon. NCBI's taxonomy places the organism in Eukaryota, Viridiplantae, Streptophyta, Magnoliopsida, Cucurbitales, Cucurbitaceae.